AUGGCGCGGUUUACUUCGAAGCUCGUCAUUAAAUUCCUAACACUUUUCUCAUUUAAAUUUAUAAAUUUCCGGUAUUCCGCAAAAUGUAAACAGUGUGAUAAAACCUUUUCACGAAAAGGAGGUGGCACUACUUCGCUUAAACUUCAUCUUAAAUCAAAACACGGUGAUAAGUACGAAGAACUUUUGUUACUAGAAAAAGAUAUCCAACAAAUACCACAUACCACGAAACAGCUGACACCAUUACAAGAGUGUAAAAAACAGCUGUCAAUAACAGAUUCUUUAAAAAAUAAAGGCGCCUGGGAUGAAAAUGUGUGGUCAGAGCCCAGCUCAAAUGUAUCGUUACUUAGUCUUACUGCUCAUGGCAUCACCAAUAAAUAUGAAAGAGUUUCUAUAAUACUCAAGUGUGAACAAUUAGAGGGUCGGCACACAGGUGAAAUUAUAGCAAAUAAUUUAAACAAUAUUUUGAAAGAUUGGGGCUUAAGCACGGAAUCAGUUCAUUGUAUUUUACGCGACAGAGGAUCUAAUAUGAUAAAAGCUAUGAAUAUGGCCAAUUUCACUGAUGCAAACUGUACUAUUCAUCAACUACAAUUAUGUGUGCGAUCAACGAUGGAAAUCGAAGAAUUUCUCUCAUGGAACGCGACGUAUUAUAUGAUGAAAAGAAUAUUGACAUUAAAAGACUCCUUAGUACUGUAUUCGGGCGCGCAUGAUAUACCAAUUCUUAAUGCUGAUGAAUGGCUCGACUUGAAAAAGUGUGUUGCAAUACUAAAGCCGUUCGAAGAAAUUACAAAGGAGUUAAGUAGUGCUACUGCAACAAUAGCAUCAGUGAUUCCAUUAAUAUAUACUCUUAAAAACACACUAGAAACAGAGAAGAGUAAAGAAGAGACUUCUGAGAACUUCAAAUUAAUGAUUACGAAAAUGAUCCAAGACAUCAAUGUCAGAUUUCAGGAUAUUGAAAAUAAUAAAAUAUAUACAAUAGCUACUUAUCUAGAUCCACGGUUUAAACUCAAGUUUUUUACUGAAAUUACGAAGGAACAGGUACAGUCUGAGAUUCUGGGGAUUCUUGGGUGUUCAAAAGCUUCUCGUGAUGAAGGUCCUUCUUCACCUAAGAGAUCACGGAAUGAGAUUCCGACAACAAGCUCAAGCAACUAUUCACACAUUCAAUCUUGUCUAGCUGAAAUAUUAAGCUUAAGUGACGAGGAAGAGCAAAACAUAGAUUGUGGUGAUGGUGUGCACAAUCAAUUUAUUGUUAAAAAGACAUUACUAAAUGAAUACAACAGGGAGAAACGAUUGACACUCAAUGAAGAUCCACUUUUAUGGUGGAAAAUGCAUACCAAGUACCAUUGCUUAAGUGAUUUAGUAAGACAGUACCUUUCUCCACCUCCUGGAAGUGUACCAAGUGAGCAGCUUUUCAGUGCAGCUGGGUUAAUUUAUGACCCCUUAAGAAAUCGACUUUCUGGUGAUAAGGCUGCGAAAUUGCUUUUUGUUAAGUAUAAUUUACCUUUGCUUAGUUUCGACUAUUAA
Parnassius apollo (apollo) is the source of this 1521-nucleotide messenger RNA. NCBI's taxonomy places the organism in Eukaryota, Metazoa, Arthropoda, Insecta, Lepidoptera, Papilionidae. The record is from the annotation of a GenBank genome assembly.